GUUCUAUCAAUGGUAGAAGAUAGAAUCAAGAAAUUAGAAGACGACUCAAAACUUGAAAAGGAAAAACAUGGAGGGAGAAAACCUUGCUCAUACAAGGAAUUCAUGGCUUGCAAACCACCGGUAUACAAUGGGGAGGUUGACCCAAUAGUGUGCCAAAGAUGGCUAAGUGAUAUCGAAGGGGUAUUCGAGAGAACCCAUUGUGAUGUAAAUGACUAUGUGGCCUAUGGUACGGGUCAACUAAGAAAUCAAGCAAAAGAUUGGUGGGAUAACAAGAAGAGAGAGAUCGGUGCUGAGGCUGUUAAGGUCAUGACUUGGGAUGAAUUCAAGACGCCAUUUCUGAAGCAUCAUAGCCCCAAAGCGGUUAUGAAUAAAAUCAAGCAAGAAUUCAUGCAGCUCAGGCACAAAAACGAGACCAUAGACAAGAUCACGGCAACGUUUAUGGAUAAAAUGAAGUUUUGUGAUGAUCUUGUAACAAACGAAGAACAAAGGAUAUAUUAUUAUCAUAACAUGUUGAGUGCCGAGUAUAGAGAGUUUAUCACCCCUUCCAAAUACGAGACCCUUACCGAGAUUAUAAAUGCUGCUCGGGAAAGGGAAAUAGAGCUGAAAAAGAGUAUCGAAAGGGGUGAACGGAGGGCACCUGAUGUAAAUCCCAGCCCUACCAAAAAGGCACGAACAAGUGAGAGCUCAAAGAAGUCUGAUACGAAAGGCGGGUCACCGGGUUGCAAAAUUUGCGGGAAGGGCCAUAAAGGCGAAUGUCAUUACAAGGAUAAGCCUUGUCCUAUAUGCAAGAAAACGGGACAUAUAGCCUUAUCAUGCCCGGAGAAGGUAACGGUUUGUUACAAUUGUUACCGAACGGGUCAUAAGAAAGCAGAGUGCCCGGAGUUGGUUGAAAAUAAGGGUGGGCAGGAACAGAAAGGUGAAGCCCCCAAAGCAAAGGCGAGGUCUUUUCAACUAACAGCCGCUGAAGCAAAGAUUGAACCUGACGUGGUCUCAGGAAAAGAAGCCGGGGCAUCUAGUGGACAAACCGGUGUGGACGCUCGUUUGAAGGGCUCGCUUUGAAAGGUGAUUAGAAGUCAAGGAUGGCGAUCAAGCGACAAGAUGAAUGAACCGAACACUCCAUUUCGAAGCUUCUGCUAUGUUAAACUUGUUAAACAGUGUUUCUUUUGUUGUAAUCAAAGUCUUAAACAACAAUGUUAUGUUCUACUUUUGUUCCUAGUAGGCUAACUAGUAAAGUUUUGAAACUUAUGUAAA
Messenger RNA from Helianthus annuus (common sunflower), 1251 nucleotides. RefSeq lists its product as uncharacterized. The coding region runs from base 10 to 1059 and encodes 349 amino acids. Gene Ontology annotation, molecular function: zinc ion binding; nucleic acid binding. NCBI's taxonomy places the organism in Eukaryota, Viridiplantae, Streptophyta, Magnoliopsida, Asterales, Asteraceae. The record is from RefSeq and is a predicted model, not a curated record. The transcript is spliced from 3 exons.